Fusarium redolens is the source of this 1269-nucleotide messenger RNA. RefSeq lists its product as uncharacterized. Gene Ontology annotation, biological process: cell surface receptor signaling pathway; adenylate cyclase-activating G protein-coupled receptor signaling pathway. NCBI's taxonomy places the organism in Eukaryota, Fungi, Ascomycota, Sordariomycetes, Hypocreales, Nectriaceae. The record is from RefSeq and is a predicted model, not a curated record. Gene Ontology annotation, molecular function: G protein-coupled receptor activity. Gene Ontology annotation, cellular component: plasma membrane. The transcript has 3 exons. The coding region runs from base 1 to 1269 and encodes 422 amino acids.
AUGGAGCUCGGGCUAACAACCAGCGAUGUCAAGCUCAUCACCAUCAUCCAGCAAGUAUGCUCCGUGCUAUCGCUGGUAGGAUGUCUCUUUAUUAUUACAACCUUUUGUCUCUGCGAUGCCUUCCACAAACCCAUCAAUCGACUUGUAUUUUACGCGUCGUUUGGGAAUAUCAUGGCGAGUAUUUGCUUCAUCAUGGCUGAUUCGUUUAUUGACUCACCUGAUGGAGCUGGAUGUCAGAUACAAGCCUUCUUACUCCACACCUUUGUUGGGGCUGAUGCGUUGUGGACCCUUGCAAUGGCGAUUAAUGUUUACCUCGCGUUCUAUUAUCGCUUCGAUGCGCAGCGACUGCGGAAGAUGGAGCUUCCGUACUUACUACUCUGCUACGGUAUCCCAUUUCUACCUGCAUUUAUCUUCAUCUUCAUUAAGAAUGGCGACGGUGUUCGUGUUUAUGGCAGCGCUGUUCAAUGGUGCUGGAUCACCUCAUCAUGGGAUACUCUACGCAUCGCAACAUUCUACGGGCCAAUCUGGGUCAUCAUCGCCAUCACCCUCGCAAUCUACAUCCGAUCCGGCGGCACCAUCUACCGAAAGCGCCAACAACUUCUCAAAGCCCAAGGCUCAGGCUCAGGUGGUCUAUCAUACGCCAACCAAAGCACCGUCAACAACAUCAAGACCACCGAAGUGACCAUCACCUCCGAAGCAGCGACCCAACCAGACGAGAUCCAAUUGCAAAACAUGGGUCAUCAAGUUAUCGUCCACGCUAUUGGCGAACACGCUGAGCCCCAGCCACCUCAGCCCAUCGCUCGUGUAACCAGCACCAUGCCCCAACCUGUCCAACGCCCGCAGGCCCGCCCAGGUAACGAUGUAUACCGUGCAGCAUGGGCUUACACAAAAGUCGCUAUGCUGUUCUUCGCUGUCAUUCUCAUUACGUGGAUUCCGUCUAGCGCUAAUAGGAUGUAUUCGCAUAUUCAUCCGUCACAAGUCAGCAAACCGUUGCAAUUCAUGAGUGCGACAGUUCUUCCGCUUCAAGGAUUCUGGAAUGCGGUCAUUUAUGCUGUUACGUCUUGGGCCGCGUGCAAAGCGUUGCUGGAAGAGAGAGGACUUUGGGGUUCGAGAACGAGAUUGAAUGAGCCGGCUCGUUGGGAGGCUGAUGAGGAGCGUGGAAGGCGUAGGAGUAAACUCAAGACGAUGUUGAAUUCGAGGACGGAAGAUUCAGAUAGUCUGAGGGAGUUGGCUAAUCCGAAUAAGUCUGAUGAUGGGCGAAGCGUAUGA